Molecule: messenger RNA, 1590 nt
Organism: Hordeum vulgare subsp. vulgare (domesticated barley)
Lineage: Eukaryota; Viridiplantae; Streptophyta; Magnoliopsida; Poales; Poaceae
Product: activating signal cointegrator 1
Exons: 4
Coding region: 67-1311 (414 amino acids)
Biological process (GO): regulation of DNA-templated transcription
Cellular component (GO): nucleus
Molecular function (GO): zinc ion binding
Source: RefSeq, a predicted model, not a curated record
AAAGUGACACACGCCCGUUCUUUUCUCCUACGGGACGCCUCCGCGCUAGUGGCAACGGCGGCGGCGAUGGCGACGUCGGCGAGCACGUCCGGCGAGUGGCUGAAGGGCGCCCUGCAGGAACUGAGGGGCCGUACGGGGAGCGCCCUGGAGCUCGACGACGGCCUCAUCUCCGGCCUCGUCUCCUUCUGCGAGCUCGCGCCUCCGCCCGACGCGGCCGACUACCUCGCGAAUAUUGUUGGAGCAGAAGCUGCGCAGGACCUCAUUCAGGAGUACUUGCAGAGGAGGGGCUACACUGAUCCCUCAAAAGGAGCUGGAAGCUCGCAGUCGUCUAACCUUCAGCCUUAUUUGAAGCCAUCUGCUGAUGCAGCAACUGCCCAAACAAAGAAACAGACACGUGCACAAAAAGAUCCAGCAUCUUCUUCUAGUCAGAGUUCCAAGAGUCAAUCAGAUGCGGCUGAGACUCAUGUUGUCUCCAAGAGAGGUCCAAAAAAGAAGGGAGGAAAGGUCAUCUCUCUUGCUGAGGCAGCAAAGGGUUCUAUUGUCUUCAAGCAGGGGAAACCUUGUUCAUGCCAAGCACGACUGCACAAUCUUGUUAGCAACUGCUUAUCAUGUGGAAAAAUUGUGUGUGAACAAGAGGGCGAGGGACCAUGUAGUUUCUGUGGCUCACUUGUCUUGAUGGAAGGUAGUACAUAUGCGGGUUUAAGUGAUGUUGGAGUUCCUCUUUCGGACACAGAAGUUGCAGCUGAAGCUUAUGCAAAGAGGCUUGUUGACUAUGACAGAAACUCUGCGGCAAGAACUAAAGUGUAUGAUGACCAAAGUGACUAUUUUGAAAUGGAAGGAAAUAGUUGGCUCUCAUCUAAGGAAAAGACAAACCUAAAGAAGGUGCAUGACGAAGCUCAGGAUGCAGCUGAAAAACAAAAGGGGAAAGUGACUGUCACGUUUGAUUUGGUGGGCCGUAAGGUAAUUUUGAACAAGGAUGAAACCGCAGAGUCGGAAUCUGACCAAGGGAUCAUGAGACCACUAGAACAGAAGCAUCAGGUUCAACGCAUACAGCCCAGCCCCUCGAUCAGAGAGCAGCCAGUCUUCAUUGAAACAGGACCUGUGAAGCCCAGAACCGACAGGGUAAAACAGAGCAAGAAGCUCGGAAAGAAUGGCUUGUGCCUGGAGGUAACCGGAAGGGUGCAGCAUGAUGACAAGGAUCCCCAGAGCUUUCUUGCUGGCAAGAUGAAAAAAGGUGACCAUCUCGCAUACAGUUCCUUUGGUCAAGUUCGUGAAGGUGAUGACUAUGAGUGCUCCCUUGAUUUUGAUUGAGCGCUAGCUGCGAAUUUUGAUGCGUUCGAUUGCCUUCACAUUGUACUUAAUUAUCGCAUUUUAUACGGGUCGGAUUGUGGUCUGGUCAAGUUUCCAGCUGGAGGUAUUUUGGAAAGGCUUGCUCCGCGAUCAGUAAUGUUGACCUGUUCUAGGCAAAGUAUGUUCUGGAUCAGCAAACUCUGUAGCGCUAUCUGUACAAUUUUGCACUUUAAACGGCAUCCGGAAAACAACAAUGACGCCAUGUCUUUGUUGAAUUUCAUUGGAUAAUUUACGUGCAAA